CAGCGAAGGGAAAGUUUAGUAAAACAACUCUGAGGGGAGGGGAGAAAGAAGUUGGAGAAGGAGAACUCCCAGGCAAAAACUUUAUCCGCGCUAGAGAGGACUCUUGGAAGCUCUUUCAGCAAACUGGAUUACACUAAGAAGAGUUUUCUGCUUAUUAAUGCUGCUAUAAUUCAUUGGAUUAACGAUCACAGAAGGUGCUGAAGGAGGGAGUCAUGAGGGUCAUCUGCUCCUCUCUGGUGCUUCUCACCAUCUGCUUGGUUCACGGGGGUCAUCUGGCAUUAGCUGAAGGUGUCAGCUGCCCGUCCAUACAGGUAGAAGAAUGGAAGUUUCCUCAAACUGCCAGACACAACAUUACAGGUUUCAAUCUGGCGCGCAGUUUCUCCCUGUUGAAGAACAGCGAGGUCAAGAAGAUCCGAAACCCGAGAGGGCCUGUCAUCCUUCGCCUUGGGAAAGUACAACUCAUCCAACCUACAGAUCAAGUGUUUCCUCAUGGACUUCCAGAGGAGUUCACCCUGGUCUUUACCCUGCUGCUGAAGAAGAAAUCUUUGAAUGAUAACAUUUACCUGUUCCAGAUAUCAGAUGAACACGGUUAUCCUCAGUUCUCACUGGACUGGAAUGGUCCAGAUGGUAACCUGGCCCUGCGGGUGAGAGGGGCUGACCCUGAAGGGUCCAUGGUGGGGUGUGUGUUCAAAGGUGACGGUGUGGAAUCCCUGAAGGACAUGCGCUGGCAUAAGGUGGCUCUGAGUCUGCAGAGAGAUGCGGCCUCCCUGCACGUGGACUGCAGCUCCAUUGAGAACAAACCCCUGGAGCUCCGUGGCCAGUUACCCAUCAAUGGACACACGCUGCUGGGUAUGAGGGCUACUGAUGCUGCCCCUGUGGAGAUUGACGUCCAGCAAGUGAUGGUGUAUUGUGACACCUCUCUGGCUAUCCAGGAGGCCUGCUGUGAGAUACCUGGAGCUCGGUGCCCACCGGAUGCUCCCAAGAGUCGACGAGCCGCAGAGAACCAGGUGGAGUUUGUGACCAAUCCCUUCACUCAGGCAAUUCUCGGAUCCAAGGAACUGGCAGAAAAAUGUGCAGGCUGUGUACUGCUCAAUGAGGAAUCGAGUGUUAUUCAGGAGGGCCAUGUGCGUCAGUCAGGCCUCAAAGGAGAGAAGGGAGACCGGGUAAGAAAUGUCAAACACUGAAUCAUACCAAAUAAGUAUUGCUUAGAAGGUGCUAAAGGGGAGAAAGGAGCGAAGGGAGAGUCGGGUCUGGCUGCCAACUGGGGAGAAGCUAUAGGAGUGAAGGGUGACAAAGGACAGAAAGGAGAAGUCGGAGCCACAGGUUUGCCCGGAAAUCCAGGCAAAGAUGGUCGAGCUAAUCCUAUUUGUGUGGUGGGCCCUAAAGGACAAAAGGGUGUUCCUGGUGUAGUUGGUCCAGAGGGGCUUGCAGGAGAAUCAGGCCGCCCAGGACCUCCUGGACCACCUGGAGUUGGAAAACCAGGACCACCAGGGCCCCCUGGUGGAACUCCAGAAUCUAAAGGAGAAAAAGGGGAUUCUGGGAUACAUGGUGAAGACGGAAAGCCUGGAGAACCUGGUCCGAGAGGUCCUUGGGGACCUAAAGGCGAGAAGGGAGAUCCAUGUGAACCAUGUCCAGUGGUGUCUUUUGACUCCAGUGGCAACACUGUGGCCUUUCAGAGCAAGCAGGGGCCUAAAGGAGAACCAGGGGCCCCAGGCAAAGGAGAACAGGGUCCACCUGGCCCUGCUGGACUGGAUGGCAAAGCAGGACAUAAGGGAGAGCCAGGAGCAGAUGGGGCCAAAGGCGUAAAGGGUGAACCGUGUUCUGGCUGCCCUACCAUUGGAGAUAUUCCAGCAGGCAUUUUGAAUCGGGCUCAAAAGGGAGAGAAGGGAGAUCCAGGUGUUGGGCAGAAAGGAGAGCAGGGAGAACCAGGUCCAAGUGGCUUUGCUGGACUAAAAGGGGAAAAGGGUAAUGCAGGCAGCAAAGGAAAUGAGGGGAAAACUGGCAAGCCUGGUCCAAAAGGGUCAAGUGGAAAUAAUGGAGAGAAGGGUAAUCCUGGUCAACCCGGUAUAGGGGCAACUGGUCCAAAAGGUGAAAAGGGAGACUCAUGUGGCGUGUGCCAAGGCACAACCUCUGAGGUGGGAAGUGGCCCAUCUACGAUAAAGGUCACAGGGGAACGUGGCCUUCCAGGACCUCCAGGCCCACCAGGAGAAGGAGUAGAGGGCAAACAGGGGUCACCAGGUCUUCAAGGUCUUCAAGGAGAGAAAGGUGAUCAGGGUUUACAAGGAGACCCAGGUGUGGAUGGGGUACCUGGACCCCAAGGACCUCAAGGAGAAGCAGGCAGGAAGGGCCUUAAUGGACUAAAAGGAGAAAAGGGAGAUGCGUGUGACAGUUGCCCCUCACUCUCUGAAGGAAAUGGCAAUGUUGUUGGCUUACCAGGACCCAAGGGAGAGAGAGGAGAGCCAGGUUUGCCAGGCGAGGGCCGAGAAGGCAAACAGGGUCGGCAAGGCCCACCUGGUAUCAAGGGACCUCCAGGGCUCAAAGGCAGUCAGGGCGAUGCUGGUCCUUCAGGUAUUGGCCUUCCAGGACUGCAGGGUGAGCAGGGACCUAGAGGUUUUCCCGGAGCUGCUGGUCCAGAAGGACGUCAAGGACCCGCAGGGCCAAUUGGACCAGCGGGACAAAGGGGUCCAAAGGGAGAAAUGGGACCACCAGGGCCACAGGGGCCAAUGGGAAUGGGACCAAUUGGACCCCCGGGUAGGGAUGGUACACAAGGAUUGCCUGGGAUUCCAGGUCAGGAUGGGAGUUCUGGAGCCACUGGGCCUAAGGGUGACAAGGGUGAACCAGGAGAGUGCAACUGUUUGAAUAAUAUGUCCCCUGGAACUGGCGGACCUGGGGUCCCAGGUGGUGAGAACAGGUGGCAGUCUGGUCCUCAGGGGCCUCCUGGACCACCGGGCCCUCCAGGUCCCCCAGGGCCCCAAGGCUUUACAGGAAUCCCCGGCCCACACGGUAUCCCUGGCAACGAUGGCGUACCAGGGAAACCGGGUCCACCCGGCCAAGCACCUCCAGUUUUUCUGCCUCAGGAUUCAGCUUCCACAGGCCAGGAGGGCUGUGGCGAUUGCUCCACGGGCCUACCUGGUGUGCCCGGCAAGGUUGGCUCUAAAGGCGAGAAGGGAGAUCAGGGCAAGCCUGGGGUUGUACCCUCAGAAGGAUGCGAACGGUGUCUACAGCCUCAGAGACCACAGAGAGAAGAAACACCAAGUGUGCCUACGAGUAACAGUGGUCAGUGCGUUGGUGCACCAGGGAUGCCUGGAUUCCCAGGGGACCCAGGGGUCAAAGGAGAGCCGGGUCCUAGAGGUGAGCGAGGACCUCCUGGUCUUCCUGGAACCCCGGGCAAUAUUGGUUUCCCUGGUCCUCAAGGGCCUCCUGGACUCUCUGGUCAACAAGGUCAAAGAGGGACAGAUGGACUUCCAGGACAGAAAGGUGAACAGGGUCCACCAGGAAAUCCUGGCUAUCCUGGAAACAUGGGACCGCCUGGACUUCCUGGCCUUAAAGGAGAGCGUGGCAGUCCAGGAACCGCAGGGCAGAAAGGAGAUUCGGGUCCACCGGGAUCUCCAGGUUAUCAAGGACCAGUGGGCCCUGCAGGUCCUAAAGGGGAAGCUGGAACAGCGGGACCCGUGGGACCAAAGGGAGAUCAGGGCUUCCAAGGAUCUCAAGGAUUCCCAGGACAACCGGGUCCUCCAGGUUUCCCAGGAAAAGCAGGUCCUACGGGCCCUCCGGGGCCACAAGCUGAGAAGGGUGGUGCUGGAGUUCAGGGCCAACAGGGACCCACAGGUCCCCCAGGAUCUCCCGGGUCCCCAGGCAUGCCUGGGCCACCUGGGAUGGAAGGACUUGAUGGCAAAGAUGGAAAACCAGGUUUAAGGGGUGAACCAGGAGUGCCUGGCCCUGCUGCACCCAGGGGAAUGCCGGGUUUCAAGGGCAUCAAAGGACACACAGGUCUCCCAGGAAUGAAAGGAGAUAGAGGACCUCAGGGACCUGCUGGAGCAGCAGGAAGGCCUGGUCUAGAGGGAGAUCCUGGUCCUUCCGGACCACAAGGACCACCUGGAGCUCCAGGACAUGUGGGUGCUGCUGGAUCUUCAGGACCACCAGGACCAAUUGGGCCAGCUGGAGUGGGCAUUAAGGGAGACAAAGGUGAGGCAGGAGAGAGAGGACAGUCUGGAUUACCUGGCCCACCAGGGCUCCCAGGACAUCCAGGGCUGAUGGGUGAACCAGGAAGUGAUGGAGCAGCAGCUAAAGAUGGAGCCCCAGGCCUGCCAGGAGAACCUGGUCCACAGGGACAGAAGGGCGAAGCAGGAGUUGCAGGGCAAAGGGGACCCUCGGGAGAGCGCGGACGUCCCGGCCCACCAGGAGGAGGCUUUGGUUUUGGCUCCAAAGGACCAGAAGGGAUCAUAGGACCAACCGGACCCCGUGGCGAGAGGGGAAGCCCUGGUUCACCUGGAACAGCUGGUGCCACCGGACCACCAGGAAUCCCAGGGAAUGAUGCUGUUGUAAACUAUGAUGACUUAAGGUCCUUCAUCAGGCAGCAGGUCAUAAAGAUCUUUGACGAGCGUAUGGGCUACUACAUGUCCCGAAUGCAGAUGCCUGUGGAGAUGGUUGCAUCCCCUGGUCGACCAGGACCCCCGGGGAAGGAUGGAAAUCCAGGCAUGACAGGUCCCCCAGGGAUACCGGGCCGCCCCGGGCAGAUUGGCCGCGAAGGAAGACAAGGACCCAUGGGUCCACCCGGUGGCCCUGGUGUAAAGGGAGAGAAAGGAGAUAAGGGUGUAGGAGAGAUGGGAGACAGUGGCCCUCCGGGUGCUCCAGGUGUUCCUGGUCCUCCUGGUUAUGGUAAGAUGGGACCACCAGGUUCUUCUGGUCAGCAGGGCAUCCCAGGUAUUCCUGGACCUCCAGGACCAUCUGGUGCGAAGGGCAAGGAUGGUCGUUGUCACCCAUCAGACUGUAUGAGUAUGCCUGUGGAGUACAAUCCCAAGGGCCCACCUCCCAAUAGGCCCAUGUACUAGAAUGUGGUUUAAGAGAAGUAAAAGAUGGAGGAUGGCACCCAUUGAUUGACAUUCUCACAAUUACCUACCUGUACCUGCUAAGGCUUCUGAGAAGAUCCAUGGAGAACCAAAGGAUUAAUGUCAUUUCCUUUCCACGUGAUGCAAUGCCGAAACACUGGUUCACCACCAAUGGGGACAUUUAUAAGUUAUCGUCUGCUGAUGAACCAGUGAAGAAAGGCUAAGCAUUAACUUACACCACUACAAUUUGGUGCAACAUCCCAAACUUGAGUGCCUUAACCCCUAAAUACUUGCCCAUAAUGCCACUUGCAUCAUUUCUGAGUUUGUGUUUUACAAUUAUAGACUUCUAGAUCCCUGGACAUAUAAGGUGUUGACAGUCAUUAUUGGUGCCCAGAUUUAUUCAGCAUUCAACAUUUUUCAUUUAUUUUCCAGCCCCCAUAAAAGAUAUUGGUUUCAAUCUGACACUUCACACCAGUCUUCAAGGUCCUUUAUUAAAUAUUAAAGCAAUAUUCUGAGUUAAAUGCAAGUUAAAAUCAUCCAUGGCAUGCUGUUGAUUCAUGCAGGAAUUAUUUCGACUUGUACCUCAGUUUAUGAAAAGAAUGUUGCCAGUUUUGCACUUACAACAUUAUUUUUUAAAUAUAUAUUUUUUUUUUUUCAAAAUGAACCAAAAAUAUUUCCUGCAGAAAAUGCCACAGAUGCUGUUGCUAGGGCUUGUAUUGAAUCUGGAUGUUCCUUUAAUAAUAUCUUUGUGAGGGGGUUGUUUUGACAGCUGCUAAUUUUGCUAUUUAACUGCUUUAGCAAAGACAUUGUGGCAUAAAUAUCCAUCUGUUUCCAGUGAAUAAUUCCUUCCACAGUGUGAGCCGUUUAAUAUUAAAUAGUUUGAGGUUAUCAUUAGGCAUAGAUACAGUUACCUAAUUAACUAUUUUAAUUAUUCAAAAUGAACAUCCCCAAGGGCUUAUGUUGUACAUAUUCAUAUGUAAUGGCUUUUUGUUCCUUAAAAAAAAAAAAA
Sinocyclocheilus rhinocerous is the source of this 6057-nucleotide messenger RNA. RefSeq names its product collagen, type XVI, alpha 1 (gene col16a1). Gene Ontology annotation, cellular component: extracellular matrix. The record is from RefSeq and is a predicted model, not a curated record. The transcript has 70 exons. Lineage: Eukaryota; Metazoa; Chordata; Actinopteri; Cypriniformes; Cyprinidae.